Lutra lutra (Eurasian river otter) is the source of this 2372-nucleotide messenger RNA. RefSeq names its product putative serine protease 42. The record is from RefSeq and is a predicted model, not a curated record. The coding region runs from base 620 to 1678 and encodes 352 amino acids. Gene Ontology annotation, biological process: proteolysis. The transcript has 5 exons. Gene Ontology annotation, molecular function: serine-type endopeptidase activity. NCBI's taxonomy places the organism in Eukaryota, Metazoa, Chordata, Mammalia, Carnivora, Mustelidae.
UCAACAGGAAUGCUGAAGCCCAGGGAGGCAGGGGCCUAGAAGAAGCCUUUAGGGCGCAAAGACAGAGGACACGCCCCUGGGCCGGAUGCCAGGGACCAAGCGCUAAGAAGAAGAAACUGACUUGCGUGUGUCUUUUGUGGUGGCUAAUUUUUUUAAGGCGGCCCUAUCACUGAAACAGAACAGCUGCCUACUCCUUUGUCUCAACUACUUAAUCGGUAUGGUCCCCCACCCCAAAAUCUCUGUCUGGCGGAUGAAAUCCUGAGCUGAAGAACCAGAAUGAAGAGUGGAGAAUGCAGUCUCCUCGGGGGAUGCCCAGGCCGCCUGUCCUCAACAGCUCCAGCCCAGAGACCGCACCAGAAGAGGCAGGGACAUCAGGCGGUGUCCCCGGAACUGGGAGGUCCCUGUCAAGGGCAAUUUCCUCGGAAGCACCCUAACCCCUCCGGCCUGGGCGGGGUUCGAUGGUACUCAGAGCGGAGAGAGGACCCGGCGAGGGGGGCGGAUCCUGAGGGCGUGAUGUUUCGCGCUUGGCCCCCAGCGCGAGGAGCCGCUGUUUACGCCGCUCGCGCGCCAGCGUGGACCGGUCCACCUGCCACCCGGAGAGGCACGGUGCCGCGGGUCCAUGGCGUCCCUGGGCGGCGGCUCCCUGGGCCUCCUGCUCUGGCUCCUGCUCCUCCAGCCUCGGCUUGGUGGGGCACAGGGCGGGUCCACAUCGUCCCCACCCUCCUCGGCGCCCACCUCCCCAUCGUCCUCGGGGGGCGGCCGUGAGGGCACCAGUGCAACCGUGUGGGGGGCUGAGGGACAGUCUGUGACCCCGGAGCCUCAAGAGGCUGCCAUACUCUCCCAGCUGUUGGAACUGAUCCCAGGGUGUGGCCACGUCAUUGAGAACACCACGGGAGGAAAGGAGGCCGAAGAGGGGAAGUGGCCUUGGCAGGUGAGCCUGAGGAUGAACCAGAAACACGUGUGCGGAGGCUCCCUCCUCACAUCGCAGUGGGUGCUGACUGCAGGCCACUGUAUUUUAAGCCGUUUCCGCUACAGUGUCAAGAUGGGAGAUCGGAGCGCCUAUAAGGAAAUCACCAGUGUGGUGAUCCCGGUCAAGAACGUCAUCGUCCAUCCUCAACUCUCGGUAGUUGGAGCCAUUCAAAAUGACCUUGCCCUUCUCCAUCUCCUCUACCCUGUGAACUUCACUGUGACCGUCCAGCCUGUAUGUAUCCCUCAGAAGACUUUCCAGGUGGAAGCUGGGACCACGUGCUGGGUGACCGGAUGGGGCAAAAAAGAACAUGGUGGCAACCUCGUUACGGGUGUUCUCCAGGAGGUCGACCAAAACAUUAUCCUCCAUGAAAGGUGUAAUGAGAUGGUUCAGGAAGUCAUGGCAACAAAGAAGAACAGAGUCCUGGAAGGGAUGCUCUGUGGCUAUAAUGGAGCUGGAAAGGAUUCUUGUCAGGGAGACUCUGGGGGUCCUCUGGUCUGUAAAUUUAAGGAAACAUGGGUCCAGGUGGGAGUCGUGAGCUGGGGCAUUGGCUGCGGUCGUGGAAAUAUGCCUGGAGUUUAUACAGAUCUUGCUGUCUAUGCGGAGUGGAUAGCUGGAGUGAUUAAUCAGGCCUCCUUUUUGUAUCCAGUGGUGUUCCUCAUCCCACUUCUGUGCCUGGUGCUGCCCCUGGGCAUCCUGGUGGCCCUGUGAUCACCCCGGCCCACCCCCCUCCUAUUUCUGAGUCUCACAACGGGCCUCUCCUCCAACCUCCCACUCCUGCUCAGAUGCCCUUUCCUCCAGUUCUGGUUGGCAUCCCCUGAUCCUGUAGAGAGCCACACAGUAGGAACUGGCAGCAAGGCUGGAGCCCCGAAAGCAUCCCAGUCUGAUGCCCCAGUCACCUGCCCCAGUCACAUGCACAACCUUGGCUGUGCCUUUGCCCUCCUGGAAGGAGGGGGUCAGGCAUCCCAGCCUGAGAGCCGGCUCACCUGCCAGGGGGAGCACAGGGCUUCCUUGUCAUCUUGGAGAGCCUCUGCUAGAGAAGACCCCUUAUGAGCAGUGAGACAGCGUGGGACCUGGGUGUGGUCUCAGGCUGUCACCUGACCCUGUGUUGAAGCAGUCAGCUUGCUGAUUGUGCAGAGAGAGAGAGAGAGGGAGGGGGUGUCACCAUGUCUCUGCUGAGGUGUGAGGCCUGGGGUUUCCACAUUGGACUGGGUGUCUGGGGCUGGGAGACGUUUCCCUAGCACCCAGCGCGGAUCCUGCCACACAGGUGCUCCUGGGGCAAUCCUGCAGUGGGCCCCCCUUCCUCAGUCUCUAGUGGUCCCAUCCAGGCUCAGCCCAAGCUAUGUGGAGGCAUUGAGGAGUGUGGAGAUCUCCGAUGUCAACUGAAUAAAUGUUUGGAUUGUCA